UUGUAGCCCAAGGGCCAACCUCAGUGCUGCAGAACUCAAAUGUGGGGCAUUUGCAAUAAUAAGAAUAAAAGGUGUAUAAGUGGUAGCGUGGUGAAAUGUUCCUGUUGCUUCAUUAAAGAUUUAUUCAUUGAUUCAAAAUUUUGAAGUAGAAACUAGGAUGUUUUUGCUUAGAUAUGCUUCCUUCCAGAAGAACAUCUGACGGGAGAAGGUGGUUAUCUUUUUCUGUUUUCAGAGACCAAUGAACGCCAGGGAAACCAGCCUGUCUUUACAGAUUGUCAAACAGAGUCUGACCCAGCCAGGCCAAGAGACCAUGGUCUGGCAGGUCUUGCAGGCGGAAGCUGCGAACAUAAACGCUUUGGGUGGGAAGGAAAGUUAUGUCAAGAUGGAGAAUGCUCAGAGUGCGGGAAAUGAGCCAGCAGAUAUUGCCACAGCCAUCUCACAGAUGAGCCAAGCCAGUGUGCUGGAGACAACUAAGAUAUGCCAAGAAGGAUGCAAAUCUUAUGAGGAACUAGGGAAGCAGCCAGUGAGGACAGAAGAUGAAUGCAGUAAGCUUAACCCAGAUCUUAGAGCUCCAGCUAGCCACCCUUCUGAAGUCGACAGGAUGGAUGAAAUUCCCUUCAUCUCCUCCUAUGGCAGAAACGAUUGCCAUACAUCAGACCUUAAUGUGCUAGCUACUAGGCAGGACCACCAGGAACAUCCCAAGUCUGAAGAAACGUUCCAGGAAAAUUCAUGCUUUGACAAACAUCAGAGAACGAUUGCAGGAGAAAGGCAAUCUGACUUGUUAGAGCAUAGCAAAGGAGAUUAUUUGAAUGUACCACAGAGUAACCAUAUAGAAAGUCAACUGAGUAACUUUCCUGAAUUUGGGAAGACCAUUAGUUAUACAAACAGAAAUGAACGAAUUCCGAGUCAAGGGAGACCAUAUGAUUGUCUGCAGUGUGGGAAGAGCUUCAGCAAGAGAGAACAUUGGAGGAAUCAUCAACACCUCCAUACUGGCAACAAACGCCAUAAGUGUCUCGAUUGCGGGAAAACCUUCACUUCUAAAGAAAUACUGACAAGGCAUCAGAGAGUUCACACUGGAGAGAAGCCGCACAAAUGUCCCCAGUGUGGGAAAUGUUUCAGUCAGACAGGCGAUCUGAAAAGACAUGAGAAAAUUCACACUGCUGAGAAACCAUUCAAAUGCCCUCAGUGUGGGAAAUGCUUUAGUCGCAAGGACCCUUUGCAAGAACAUCAAAAAAUCCAUUCAGGAGAGCGACCCUACGAAUGUCCCCAUUGCCGGAAAUGCUUCCGUCGGAGGGAACAUUUGAUGAACCAUCAGCAGCUCCAUUUUGGAGGGAGACUGCAUCAGUGUUCUCAGUGUGAGAAGAGGUUUAAUUUUAGGGAAGUAUUAAAAAGACACCAGCGCAUUCACACAGGAGAGAAACCGUAUCAGUGCUCAGAGUGUGGGAAAUGCUUCAAACAGUGUGGCGAUUUGAAGAGACACCAAAGAAUUCAUACUGGGGAGAAGCCAUAUGCAUGCCCCGACUGCGGGAAAAGCUUCAGUCGGAGAGAAUGCAUGAAGAUUCAUCAGAGAAUCCAUACAGGAGAGAAACCAUUCAGAUGCCUUGAAUGUGGGCGAAGCUUUUCUCAGAGAGCUAUAUUGACCAGACAUCAAAGAAUCCAUUGGGCAGAGACUAUGUGAAAGUCUUAAUGUACGGGCAGAUUUUUGUUCAGAAACAUGAACAGCACUGAGAGAAUCUCGCCUGAGGAUUCAGCAACCAUUUUCUCUAGAGGGCCCCUCUAAGAAAGUAGCUUGUUCUCAGGGUAUACACACUGCAGAAUUAUAGCAGUUCAACACCACUUGAACUGCCGCAGAUUGAUGCUAUGGAAUCCUGAGAUUCGUAGUUUUUGUGAAAUAGUUAUCGUCCUCUGUUAGAAAGCUCUAAUGCCAAACCCAAACUACAAAUCCAAAAUGCAACAAAACACACAAAACAGUGAUGUCUUUAGUGGCCCACCAAAAUGCACAAAAUUCAUCAUGCCAGCUUUCGAAGCUUCUUCAUCAGACAAAGAUGUUAAAAAUCACACAGGACAAGAACAGAGAUGAUUUUAGAGUAACAGGGCUUCAUUUUGUCUUGGGUGUUACUGUUGUUGGUUAAGAUGGUUUGGAAGGAUCUCAAUGCAGGCAGAGGCCACUUCACUUCCUGGCCAUAUGGGAACAGGGUACAAAGGGCAAUAAAAGACAAGUACAGUGGGCCCCUGUUAUCCACUGAGGUUUAGAAUCAUAGAAUCAUAAGAGUUGGAAGAGACCCCAAGGGCCAUCCAG
Molecule: messenger RNA, 2299 nt
Organism: Sceloporus undulatus (fence lizard)
Lineage: Eukaryota; Metazoa; Chordata; Lepidosauria; Squamata; Phrynosomatidae
Product: zinc finger protein OZF-like
Exons: 2
Coding region: 239-1678 (479 amino acids)
Biological process (GO): negative regulation of transcription by RNA polymerase II
Molecular function (GO): DNA-binding transcription repressor activity, RNA polymerase II-specific
Source: RefSeq, a predicted model, not a curated record